Poeciliopsis prolifica (blackstripe livebearer) is the source of this 1083-nucleotide messenger RNA. RefSeq lists its product as uncharacterized. NCBI's taxonomy places the organism in Eukaryota, Metazoa, Chordata, Actinopteri, Cyprinodontiformes, Poeciliidae. Bases 1 to 1083 code for a protein of 360 amino acids. The record is from RefSeq and is a predicted model, not a curated record. The transcript has 8 exons.
AUGUUUCUGACAGCAGGAAACAGACCAGGAAGUCCAGAGAGCGGGAGAAAUGAAUCAUGCGUUCAGUCAGAUCUCUGGACUGCAGCAGAUGGGUGGAGUUCAUGUCUCGGAGAUUCUGAUGUUCCUGAUGUUGUGCUGCCUCUCCUCCUCUUCCCCUUCCUCUUCAGGAUGAAGAUGAUGUCCAGCAUCCUGCUGCUCCUCAUCCUCAGCUCAUGUCUCUGUGCAGCAACAUUUGUAGUGAAUGUGACACAGAGCAGCUAUCAGGCAGAGGAGAAGCAGAACAUCACUCUGGAGUGGACCUUCACCACCAAGACUCAGGGAACCUGGAAGAAUCUGUUCAUCUACUGUGAAGUGAACACAGAUCAUGGAGUCUUAGUUCUCUAUCAGGUUCAUGAAGGAGUUGAGAUUCCAGAGUCUCAGGAUGAUCAGUUUUCAGGACGAGUCCAGAGCGACAAAGACGUCCUCAGAGAAGGACGAAUCAGACUCCAUGUGUCCAGACUGAGGACUGAAGACUCUGGUCUGUAUCUGUGUGACGUGAAAACUGAAGAUGGAUCCAACAAGGCAGGAUGUCAACGUUACUGGUUUGAUGCGUCUGCCAAGUUUGAUCCAGUGAAGGUUGUUGGUCAUGAUCCGAUUCAUGCAAAGGUUGGAGACGACGUCAUUCUGCCAUGUCAUCUGGAGCCUCCAUAUUAUUUGACCACAUUUACAAUCGUAUGGAGAUUCAAGGAUGAAAUAAUCCAUGUGCAUCGCAGCCAAACUAAAGAUGAUGAAGCUUCAGAUCCAGAGUACAAUGACCGAACCUUCAUGUUCCCUGAUGAGUUUGAAAAAGGCAACAUUUCCCUCAAAUUGACCAAAGUCACCAAGGAGGAUGAAGGGAAUUAUAUUUGCUUUGUUCCCAAACUGCAAAGUCAAGACAGGAAGGGAAACGUUACUCUAAUACUUGUUGAAAAUGCAGCACAACGCGACUCGACUGCUACUGGAGUACCUGAUGCUGGAGUUAUUGUUGGUACUUUUGUUGGUGGGGCUGUUCUAGCAGCACUCAUCAUCAUCAUGAUAUUCUGUUGUACGUUGCUGCAGAGGUGA